AUGAAGAGUUCUCUGAAAAAGCUACGAGGUCUAGCACUUCACAAACAUGACUCCAACAACAACAACAACAACAAAACCAUUCUUCCUCUCGGCCAACGCGACGAACUCGCUCAAGCCACAAGAGAGAUGCAAGACAUGAGAGACUGCUAUGAUACCUUACUCUCCGCCGCUGCUGCAACCGCCAGCAGUGCUUACGAAUUCGCUGAGUCGUUGCGAGAUAUGGGCUCUUGUUUGCUCGAGAAAACCGCUUUCAAUGAUCAUGAAGAAGAAACCGGAAAGGUUCUACUUAUGCUUGGUAAAAUCCAGUUUAAGCUUCAGAAACUAAUUGAUAACUAUCGUUCACAUAUAAUACAGACAAUUACAGUUCCUUCUGAGUCUCUUUUGAAUGAACUUCGAAUUGUUGAGGAGAUGAAGCGACAAUGUGAUGAAAAAAGAGAUGUUUAUGAGUAUAUGGUAACAAAAUACAGAGAAAGAGGUAGGUCUAAAGGUGGCAAAGGAGAAACUUUUACAUUGCAGCAGUUGCAAAGUGCUCGCGAUGAAUAUGAUGAGGAGGCUACAUUGUUUGUUUUCCGAUUGAAAUCCCUGAAGCAAGGGCAAUCACGUAGUCUUCUAACACAGGCAGCACGCCACAAUGCUGCUCAGACAUGUUUCUUCAAGAAAGCAGCCAAGUCUCUUGAGACAGUAGAACCACAUGUGAAGUCUGUUACCGAACAGCAACACAUUGACUACCACUUCAGUGGUCUGGAAGAGGAGGACGGGGAUGAAGGCGAUGAUGAAGAAGACGACGAUAAUGGUUAUGAUGAGAAUGAUGAUGGGGAACUGAGUUUUGACUAUGGACAUAAUGAACAGGAGCAAGAUGUUUCUACAUCACAAAAUUCUAUGGAGCUGGACCAGGUGGAACUUACACUUCCCAGAGGUUCAUCAGCUGAAGCUGCUAAGGAAAACUUAGAGCUUCAAAAGAAUUUGUUUUCAUUUAGGGUUAGGACAGGGAGCCAAUCUGCCCCACUUUUUCCCGAUAAUAAACCGGAUCCCAGUGAAAAAUUGAGACAGAUGCGUCCAUCUUUAUCACGAAAAUUCAAUUCAUAUGUGCUACCCACUCCAAAGAGUUCAAAUAACCCAAAGCCUUCCAAAAUGCAGACAAAUUUAAAUGAACCUACAAAGAAUUUGUGGUAUUCAUCCCCGUUGGAACAAAAGAAACCUAAAAAAGAUAUCGGAGAAGAACAAUCUGGUCCUACUAUCAGAAAUGCACAAUCUGCACUAAGGGAAAGCAACAACAAUACUGCUUUCUCAAGACUGCCGCUUCCUUUGGUAGACAGUCCUGUAUCCUUAAAUCAUGAUAACUUUUCUGCUUACUCUAAAAAGAUUAAAAGACAUGCCUUUUCUGGCCCAUUGACAAGUAAUCCUUGGCCUACCAGACCUGUCUCAAUGGAAAGUGUUCAGUUCUCUGGACCUCUUUUAGCUACUCGAAUCCCGCAGCCUCCAUCAUCAUCCCCCAAAGUAUCUCCUAGUGCUUCUCCUACUAUUACGUCUUCACCUAAAAUAAGCGAGCUUCAUGAACUUCCAAGGCCUCCAAUCAAUUUUCCGGCCAACUCAAGGCUUUUAGGUUUGGUGGGACAUUCAGGUCCGUUGGUGUCUAGAGGUCAAAGGGUUUCUGCUUCAAAUAGUCUGUUCGUUACAAGUGUCGCAUCGCCACUGCCAACGCCACCUCAGGCCAUGGCUCGUAGUUUCUCCAUACCUUCUAGUAGUGCUCGAGUUGCAGAAUUACAUGGGUCAAGGGGACGAGAAUCCUCUCGCACAUCAUCUCUAUCUGAGGAUAUCGCUUCUCCUCCGCUGACACCAUAG
Vicia faba (fava bean) is the source of this 1842-nucleotide messenger RNA. The record is from the annotation of a GenBank genome assembly. NCBI's taxonomy places the organism in Eukaryota, Viridiplantae, Streptophyta, Magnoliopsida, Fabales, Fabaceae.